Ceutorhynchus assimilis (cabbage seed weevil) is the source of this 5462-nucleotide messenger RNA. The record is from the annotation of a GenBank genome assembly. Lineage: Eukaryota; Metazoa; Arthropoda; Insecta; Coleoptera; Curculionidae.
CUCCGUUCGAGUACGCCGUACUUUUGACAAUCAUUGCCAACUGUGUCGUCCUAGCACUGGAAGAACAUCUGCCUUGCGCCGAUAAAACCAUGUUAGCACAAAAAUUGGAAAAGACGGAAGUCUACUUCCUGGGAAUCUUCUGUGUUGAGGCUUCCCUAAAAAUUCUAGCUCUAGGGUUCGUUUUACAUCGGGGCUCGUACCUUAGAAAUAUUUGGAACAUCAUGGAUUUCUUUGUGGUGCUAACAGGGUUUCUCACCCUGUUCCCACAAGAUUUCAUAGCCGUCGACCUCCGCACCUUGCGAGCUAUCAGAGUACUUAGACCUUUGAAGCUAGUCUCUGGCAUCCCUAGUUUGCAAGUUGUAUUGAAGUCCAUCAUCAAGGCGAUGGCCCCAUUGCUCCAAAUAGGAUUAUUAGUUUUAUUCGCCAUUGUGAUAUUCGCUAUUAUUGGUCUAGAAUUUUAUUCGGGAGCCUUACACAGAACCUGUUAUAGUUUAUACGACAUAGAGGAGAUUGUUAAAGAAAACGAAGAAGAAGUGCCCUGUAAUACUGAUAAUGAAACAGAAGCAAAAUCUCAGGGCAGCAAUUGGUGUAGGGAUGGGAAUAGUGUGUGUUUGGAACGAUGGCAAGGUCCAAAUAAUGGAAUUACUUCGUUUGAUAAUAUUGGAUUUGCCAUGUUAACAGUUUUCCAGUGUAUUACGAUGGAAGGGUGGACAGCCAUCUUGUAUUGGAUGAAUGAUGCUGUUGGCAGCUACUACAACUGGAUGUACUUCGUGCCUCUAAUAGUUCUCGGUUCUUUUUUUAUGUUAAAUUUAGUUCUUGGUGUCCUCAGCGGUGAAUUCGCUAAGGAAAGAGAAAAAGUAGAAAAUAGACAAGAAUUUUUAAAGCUUAGAAGAGCUGCCCAGCUAGAAAGAGAACUUAACGGUUAUGUGCAGUGGAUAUGUAAAGCUGAGGAAGUAAUUCUGGCGGAGGAACGAACAACAGAAGAAGAAAAAAUGCACAUAAUGGAAGCGAGAAGAAGGGCAGCGAAGAAGAAAAAAUUAAAGAAAAUUGGUAAAAGUAAAAGCACCGAUACGGAGGAGGAGCAGGAAGAAGAAGAUGUGGCCGAUGAUGAAUCUAACAAAAAGCUAAAAGGUUUUGGCCGUCCCGGCUACAUGAAAUCCAGAACGAAAGGUCAAGGAACGUGUGCCAACUUUUGGAGGGCCGAAAAACGGUUUCGGUUCGGCAUACGUCACAUGGUCAAAACCCAAUGGUUCUAUUGGACCGUCAUUAUGCUCGUAUUUUUCAACACUUUUUGUGUGGCAGUCGAGUACCACGGACAACCAGAGUGGUUGGACAAAUUUUUAUAUUAUGCCGAAUACGUCUUCUUAGGGUUGUUUAUGUCGGAGAUGUUUAUCAAAAUGUAUGCACUAGGACCAAGAAUAUAUUUUGAGUCAGCAUUCAAUAGAUUCGACUGCGUGGUAAUCUCAGGCUCCAUUUUUGAAGUGAUAUGGAGCGCAGUUAAAGGUGGCUCUUUUGGUUUGUCGGUACUCAGAGCAUUAAGAUUGCUUAGAAUUUUCAAAGUAACAAAAUAUUGGUCUUCACUACGUAAUUUGGUAAUAUCGCUGCUCAACUCUAUGAGAUCUAUUAUUUCUUUGUUGUUCCUUCUCUUCUUGUUCAUCCUUAUUUUCGCCUUGCUCGGAAUGCAAUUGUUUGGAGGACAAUUUAACUUUGAUGGGGGCACUCCUGCUGCCAAUUUCAAUACUUUCCCCAUUGCUUUGUUAACUGUCUUUCAGAUUCUCACCGGUGAAGAUUGGAAUGAAGUGAUGUACAAUGGUAUUAACGCGCUUGGCGGUCCGAAUAGUGGAGGAAUGGUUUAUUCACUAUACUUUAUUAUUCUUAUGUUGUUUGGUAAUUAUACUCUUCUGAAUGUCUUCUUGGCUAUCGCCGUUGAUAAUUUAGCGAAUGCACAGGAACUAACUGCUGCUGAAGAAGAACAAGCUGAAGAAAACAAAGAGAAACAAGCGUUAGAAUUAGAAAAAGAAAUGGAAGCUCUGCAAAUGGAAGGUAGUAAUCCGAGAGUAGAAGUCUGUCCACCUAGUCCAACCACAAGCAGAAGAAAAAAGAAAGAAGAGAAACCCGAGGAAGAGGAAGAAAUUGUCGGGCCAAAACCAAUGCUGCCAUAUUCUAGCAUGUUUAUAUUAUCUUCUACAAAUCCGCUUCGUCGAGGUGCUCAUUGGGUAGUCAACCUCCGUUACUUUGAUUUUUUUAUAAUGAUUGUCAUCUGUAUGAGUUCAGCGGCCCUUGCGGCCGAAGAUCCAGUAGAUGAAAAAUCGUUCCGCAACAACAUUUUAGAUAAAUUCGAUUACGCCUUUACUGGAGUAUUCGCCGUAGAAAUGUUUCUCAAAAUUAUCGACUUGGGAGUCAUUUUACAUCCGGGAUCCUAUUUGAGAGAAUUCUGGAAUAUUAUGGAUGCCGUUGUAGUUGUUUGUGCCUUGGUAUCCAUGGGAUUCGAUGUUUGGGGCGGAGGUGGAGCGGCAGGUGCCAACCUUUCAACAAUGAAGUCGCUCCGAGUACUCCGAGUCCUUCGACCGUUAAAAACAAUUAAACGAGUGCCCAAAUUGAAGGCGGUCUUCGACUGUUUAGUGAACUCUCUAAAAAAUGUGAUAAACAUUCUUAUAGUGUAUAUAUUGUUCCAAUUUAUAUUCGCUGUCAUUGCUGUGCAGUUGUUCAAUGGAAAAUUUUUUCAUUGUACCGACGGAAGUAAGAUUACGGAAGCAACUUGCCAAGGCCAAUAUUUUGUGUAUGAAGAAGACAGUGACGUCCCUAGAGUCGAAGAACGAAAAUGGCAACAGCAAAAAUUUCACUACGAUGAUGUUGCUAUGGCCAUGCUGACCCUAUUUGCAGUACAAACAGGCGAAGGAUGGCCAACAGUCCUACAAAAUUCGAUGGCAGCCACUUACAGCGACCAAGGCCCCAUCCAAAAUUUUAGAAUAGAAAUGUCCAUUUUCUACAUCGUUUACUUCGUAGUGUUCCCGUUCUUCUUCGUUAACAUUUUCGUCGCCUUGAUCAUCAUAACUUUUCAGGAACAAGGCGAAGCCGAACUGCAAAGUGGAGAAAUUGAUAAAAAUCAGAAAUCUUGUAUAGACUUUUGUAUACAAGCCAGACCAUUGGAAAGGUACAUGCCAAGCAAACGAAGUAGUUUAAAAUACAAAAUAUGGAGGAUCGUAGUGUCGACACCGUUUGAAUAUUUCAUAAUGAUGCUUAUUGUUUUUAAUACUUUAUUGCUUAUGAUGAAGUUUAACAAUCAGAGUGACACAUACACCUAUAGCCUAAAAUAUUUGAACUGGGGAUUCACUGGAAUGUUCACGGUAGAAUGCUUUUUGAAGAUACUUGCGUUCGGAGUAAGGAACUUCUUCAAAGACCCUUGGAACACCUUCGAUUUCGUCACUGUUAUUGGCAGCAUAGUAGACGCAAUGGUCGUCGAAUUUGGCGAACGAGCUGAGCGAAUGACAAAAGACAGGGACAACUUCAUCAACGUCGGUUUUCUAAGACUUUUUCGUGCUGCCAGAUUGAUAAAACUAUUGAGGCAAGGCUACACCAUCCGAAUAUUGCUUUGGACCUUUGUUCAGAGUUUUAAGGCUCUUCCAUACGUUUGUCUUCUGAUCGCCAUGUUGUUCUUUAUUUAUGCCAUUAUUGGGAUGCAGGUUUUUGGCAACAUAAAUCUCCCAAGCGAAUCAAUAAAUAGGCAUAACAAUUUUAGAAAUUUUAUCCAGGGUCUCAUGCUAUUAUUUAGGUGUGCUACUGGUGAAAAUUGGCCAAGCAUAAUGCUGUCCUGCAUAAAAGGGCAAGAAUGCGAUCCCAAUACUGGCAAACAAGGCAAAGAAUGCGGCUCAAACUUGGCUUACAUGUAUUUUGUAUCAUUUAUUUUCUUUUGUUCAUUUCUUAUGUUGAAUUUGUUCGUGGCUGUCAUCAUGGACAAUUUCGAUUAUCUAACCAGAGAUUCCUCGAUAUUGGGUGCACAUCAUUUAGACGAAUUUGUUAGAAUAUGGGCUGAAUAUGAUCCGAAUGCCACAGGAAAAAUCCAUUUUACCGAAAUGUACGACAUGCUCAAGAACAUGGAUCCACCUUUGGGGUUUGGCAACAAAUGCCCAAAUAGACUGGCUUAUAAGAAAUUAAUUCGCAUGAAUAUGCCUGUAGACGACGAUGGAAAGGUCUAUUUUACUACUACUUUAUUUGCAUUGAUUCGGGAAAAUUUGGCUAUUAAAAUGAGAGCAGCUGAAGAAAUGGACCAGGCCGAUGCCGAACUACGCGAGACAAUCAAAAACAUAUGGCCGUUGCAAGCUAAAAAUAUGGUUCACAUUCUGGUACCACCAAGUACCGAUUUGAACCAAGGCAAACUUACAGUCGGUAAAAUUUAUGGUGGCCUUCUCAUAUUGGAAAGUUGGAGAAGUACCCGGUUCGGACAGAUCGAACCAAGCGGACUACCGUUAACUAUUGAACUGUCAAAUUUUCAAAAACAGAAAGCAUCAUUUUUCGAUUGUCUGAUGGAUACGAUGGCUGGACACCUGGGAGGUUCCAGGACAGGUUCGCUGAGUCUUGAGGGUGCACCCCUAAUGGGGGGACAAGAACACUCCGAUCAGCAGCAGCACGAGGAAAAUGCACUCAUUUCGUUGGCCAGACGAAAUACGAAACGGAAUAGAUCCUUACGGAGCAAAAAGAUUCAUCAGAAAACUGAUGUUAUAGUCUUAGAACAAGUCAUAGAAGGUUCGUGGUCAGCCUCUACUAGUCCUGCCAGGUCGCCUUCGCCGACAAACGGGUACCGACACAAUCCCCGCUAUGGACCAAUUAGAUCGUCUAGAAGAUGUGGCGCCUAUGGUACCACCAGUUUGUGUCAGAGAUCGCGAUCGCCUAGUCCGUCGCAUCCUACGUCGCGACCGACUACUGCGACGACGCAUCCGACGACGCAUUCGCACCAUCAGGGUCCACCGUUUAUUGCCGGUGCUGUGGUAGGUAUACCGAUGCAGCACAGUGCCGCCCAUCAAGGCUCGGUGCAGCACAGCCACCCAGUGUUAGGAGGUCGAAGAGGUCAAGGUCGAAGGCUGCCGCCCACCCCUUGUAAACCGUCCACGUUGCAACUGAAGCCGGGGACAAUAAAUUUUCCAAAACUGAACGCUAGUCCAACACAUAUACAAUCCCAUUCGGCUCACGCUACACCUCACUCGUCGUACCCGCACAGUUUCCCGAGGGAUAGGGAGCCCCUCAGGGAAUUUGUUGUGCCACCUUCUCUAACGGCUGCGCCCUUAACGGCGAUUACAGCUAACCCGCACAAUCGCAGUAUGAUGGGGGAUAAUCCACAAGCGCCGCUCAGCUUUGAACAAGCUGUGCAGUUGGGGAGAGGCAAAGAAUAUUUAGGUCAAUAUGCCACUUCUGAGAUGUUUUAUAAUUUUGCGAUUGUGACUGUUACAGUUAUCGAUGAUUUGUAA